AACGUCACGUGCGGUUUCACAAGCCCAAUCUAAAUUAACACUGAUCAUCCAUAUUUUACAAUAUGCCCUGUUCAAUGACAGUCAGCCAUGUUCAAAAUAAGGAAUACCUUAUGUCCAUUUAAUGUAACCAGAUGGAAUGAAGAAAGGAAUCUGUUUAAUUGUUCUAGUAGUACCAAUGUCUACCACUGUCUUGUUGACGAGAGGAAUAGGUCCGGGGAGAUAUGUAUACAGUCUGUCUGGGUUCAAGGAGGUUAUUGUCCUGAGUACAACAAUGACGCUAACACGGUGGACACCGUCCCCUGUGACUGGUCAGUUAGAUGCCCCAAUGGACCUUUUCAGUCUUAUGACGUCUAUCAAUAUCCCGUUUGUUUAAAUAAGACGUAUCAUGACAAAAAUCUAUCUGUGUAUGAUGAGGACCCCUCAUCUCUACCGUGGCUAUAUAUAGGCGUGUCAGUCGGAGUACUUGUCCUCCUUCUUGUCUUCAGUGUAGUAGUUGUCGUGUGUUACAGAAAGAGAAGAUCACACGAUAUUUCUAAAGGAAAAGAUGAACAGAUUUCUUUAUUAUCCAAAGAGACACCAUUCUACAAAACAUCUACUUUCCAUGAGGCAUGUAAAUUUCUCAAAAACGAUGGGAAAAUUCUAUGUUUCAUAGGAAAAUGGGGUUCGGGGAAAUCGACAACAGCUAAACAAGUUUAUAUGUCCUUUACUGGAAGGGAACCGGUUGUAAUAGAGGACAUAUUGAAUUUUGAUGUUAGUACAUGUCAGGACUCUGUUAUCAUAGAGGAACCGUUACUAAGCGAGGACGUUCCUGACGUGGAAAGAAGUGAUAUUCUUAAAAAGAUAAUCUCUUUGUGCAAACAAACUCAGAAAACAAAUAAAAAUGAAACAUUUUUGAUUAUGACUUUGACUGAUGAAGCUUGGGAAAAAAAUGAAAAGAAAGUCAAAAAUUGUUUCUCUUCAAAGAAUGAGCUACAAUCUUUUGGUUUGAAUUGGGGGAAUAUAUCAAAAGGAGAACGGAUUCAGAUCCUUCACACAAUUUUCAAAGCUUACAAACCAGAAACGCCUUUCUCUACCGUUGAAAAAGUUGCCUCGAGAUUUAAUAAAAAUCUUCAUGUUGGAUUCCCAGAGAUCUGCACACUAUUUUUUAAAUGUAGCGAGUUUCAGAAACAUGGUGUUGUAUUCUUUAAUCGACCGCUACGUUAUUUAGCCUCACAUUUAGAAAAAAUGUGUCUUGAUUCAAACAAGAAAGAACAAUUUCUUUUACUGGUGUAUAUGAGCUUUAAUGACAUGAAAAUGGAUAUAAACAAAUCGGAUCAAAAGCUGAGGGAAAUAUAUAAAGCAUGUGGUCUCAACAAUAUUGAUCUAAAAUCGCUUUUACUACCAGAAGAAUUUUUAGUGAAAGAGAACUCAUCAGUCUAUGUGUUACAGCAUGGAAUUAUAAAAAGAAUGUCACUCAUAACGUUUGGAAAGCUUUAUUUCUCCGAAUUACUAAGGUUUUCAUCGAGGAAAGAUCUGCUUGGCUGGAUAAAACGCAAAACAUUCAUAGGAUCACUAGUAAAAGGUGCUAAGGAAGCAUCAGAAAUUGAACCAGUCCUUGAAGUUAAUGACGAGCAAUGGUUUGAGUAUCUUAAGAAAAUAGAAUCGGCAGCACAACCGAGUUUUGAAAUCCCGUGUAAAGAUGAAAUACCCGCCAAAAUACUGACAUCUGAAACAUGCAUAUAAGAGUGUCAUUCAAAAGACACGUAUACAAUUGAUAUAUGUUAAUAUAUCUGACACUCGACGCUGAAAUAUUUCGGAAGUUCUCAUUUUUCCGAGAUGUAAUUGCUGAAAGCAGUAUAGUCCAAAAGGAGUAGUGAAGGAAGUCAA
Molecule: messenger RNA, 1866 nt
Organism: Saccostrea cuccullata (small rock oyster)
Lineage: Eukaryota; Metazoa; Mollusca; Bivalvia; Ostreida; Ostreidae
Exons: 6
Coding region: 88-1722 (544 amino acids)
Source: RefSeq, a predicted model, not a curated record